Cucumis melo (muskmelon) is the source of this 1556-nucleotide messenger RNA. RefSeq names its product ribose-phosphate pyrophosphokinase 4-like. Gene Ontology annotation, cellular component: ribose phosphate diphosphokinase complex; cytoplasm. The record is from RefSeq and is a predicted model, not a curated record. The coding region runs from base 51 to 1298 and encodes 415 amino acids. Gene Ontology annotation, biological process: purine nucleotide biosynthetic process; 5-phosphoribose 1-diphosphate biosynthetic process. Gene Ontology annotation, molecular function: ribose phosphate diphosphokinase activity; magnesium ion binding. Lineage: Eukaryota; Viridiplantae; Streptophyta; Magnoliopsida; Cucurbitales; Cucurbitaceae. The transcript has 7 exons.
CCCCAGGUGCAGCAAAAAACGGCGCCAGUCACGAGAGUCACAUCCGCCAUAUGGCGGCAAAUCGCCCCCUUCACUUUCCUUUCAAAAACCCUAACACACUCCUUGAUUCCUCCCGAAAUUCAUCGUCGGUGCCAUUUUCUAGAACAUAUGCCAUCGGAGAUUCGAAGAUCAAGAACCGCAUUGCGUGUGAGAUCAAGAAUUUCGAGAAUACUUAUCAGUGGACUAUCGAAAGCGUUCCUGGUACUACUGAUUCUUUUUGCUCAAUUCAAAAUUCUGCUUCUAUUUCGACCUCCGUACCAAUGGCUGCUGCCUCCGCCGCCGUCGCGGCUUUGGAAUUGACUUCUAAAACCGACGCCAAGAAGAUCUGCCUCUUUUUCUGCCCGGAGACGAAGACUCUUGCGGAGAAAAUCGCUGACGAGUCUGAUGGAAUUGAUCUGCGUAGUAUCUCAUGGAGGAAGUUCGAAGAUGGAUUUCCGAACAUAUUUAUACCUAAUGCUCAAGGAAUUCGUGGACAGCAUGUAGCGUUUCUGGCAUCCUUCAGUUCACCAUCUGUAAUCUUUGAGCAACUCUCCGUUAUUUAUGCACUGCCUAAAUUGUUCGUCUCUUCAUUUACGCUUGUUCUUCCUUUCUUUCCAACUGGAACUUUUGAGCGUAUGGAGGAUGAAGGAGAUGUUGCAACAGCUUUUACUCUUGCUCGGAUCCUAUCGCAUAUACCAAUUUCAAGAGGAGGUCCGACGAGCCUUGUAACUUUUGACAUUCAUGCCUUGCAGGAGAGGUUUUACUUUGGGGACAAUAUUUUACCUUGCUUUGAAAGUGGAAUUCCUUUGCUAAAGAAUAGGCUGCAGCAGUUGCCCGAUUCUGAUAACAUAGCAAUUGCAUUUCCUGAUGAUGGAGCAUGGAAAAGGUUUCAUAAGCAGCUGCAGCAUUUUCCUACGAUUGUAUGUGCGAAAGUUCGGGAAGGAGACCAAAGAAUAGUGCGCCUAAAGGAGGGGGAACCGAAAGGACGGCAUGUUGUGAUUGUGGAUGAUUUGGUUCAAUCUGGUGGAACUCUAAGAGAGUGCCAGAAAGUGCUGGCCGCGCACGGGGCAGCAAAAAUCAGCGCUUACGUGACACACGGAAUUUUUCCGAAUAAAUCGUGGCAACGCUUUGAACAUGAUAAUGGAGGGAAUCCUGAGAACGGGCUCACAUAUUUUUGGAUUACUGAUUCGUGCCCGUUGACCGUUAAAGAAGUAGCAAAUAGAGCUCCUUUUGAAGUUCUCAGCCUUGCUGGUUCCAUAGCUGCAGCGCUUCGUAUAUAGUGUAGUAGAACACAAGAAUCGUUCGAAGCCUUUUCACAUGCGAGCUUUUGCUUCGGUCUUGCCUUUCCUUUUUCAUUUCCUUUCCUUUCCUUUCAAGUUUAUGUUAUUAUGUAUGAAGUAAUAUAAUUAUGUUUCGAUAACUAUUUUGCUUUUUUAGUAGCAUAUAAUUUUUGUAUGGAUUUGAUUUUUGAGUUGAGAUGCACGAAUGAGGAUGCACCGAUCCACCGGCGAAAGUGGGUUGCUGUUGUCUUUUAUAGA